AUGCAGGCAGCCAUGGUACCCCGUUCGUCAACCAUCUCCUCACCUCACACCAAAGACGAGCCUACAGACGAUGGACCCCCUAUACUACAGAGAGAUGUCCAGGAACCAUACUCAAGCCUUUAUUCAUCGCCGGAUUCACGGCCUGUGGAUUUGCAAUCUCCCAUACUGGAGGAAGCAGAGGAAGGCGACAUGAACAAUGACGCGGCGAGUACGCCCACCAAGCCCAUGGGCAACCACGAGCCGCAGAAAUAUGUGCUCCAGCUCGAGCCUCAUAACUCAAUUGCACACGACGCCAUUCAAAGCUCUUCAUCGACACCAGCCACUCCUACACCAACUAGAGCAGCGACCCCACCACCAUUACCAACAGAGAAGGACAAGUUAUCAACCGCCUCCCCUAGAACUCCACUCCAGAGGAGAGCCACUGCACAAGAUAAGCCAUCCGUCAAACGAGGACUCUCAGGACUAUUCAAGCGGACCGUUUCGCAGUCUGCGAAUGGCCCUUUCGAGAAACAUGCCAAGACUGCUGCGACUCCUCUGUUCCCAGGAGCCGGCUUGCCUGAUGACAACGGAUCAAAUGUCGUACCGCCCAAAGAGCAUCGUGUCAUGCCAGUUCGAAGAAUGUCAGGUACCAGAUCAGCCCACACGACGAGACCUAAUUCACCGCCCUCCCCUACGUCGCCAGCGAUUAGAGGGGAGAAGGCGCCGCCCAAUGCCACGGGAGACUCGCCUUCCAAGAUCGCUUUUGCGAGUACCAGAAAGAAAAAUCGGUCAUUAAGUGGUCUUGGACUUCGAGAAAUUCUCACCAGACACAAAAUCACAUUUGCUCCACAGGAACUUGAGCCAGAGCCCGAACGGCGGAAUCGUGCUACAAGUGUGGAUUUUGAAAGCUCCUCGCAAGAGGGGACCCAACAAAAUGAUCCGCAGGUGCAACUUCCUUCGAGACAGGUCUGGGGACUGGCAGCCGACACAGGUACAGGGCUGAAGUCACGGCGUUUGAGUAUGAGCCUCCCUGACGCCUUCAUGGUCAACGAAGUCGAGCUGUACUCGGAAUUUUGCGAUCAGAGCAAGAUCAUUGGGCGACGAGGAAAGACAGCGGGAAAGGGGGCCACGGCCCAUGUCAAGCUUAUGUAUCGAAAGGGAGGUGGCCCCCAUGAGACAUAUGCUGUGAAGGAGUUCCGAGGGAAAUCGACAAAAGAGAAGAGCGAGGAUUAUGAACAGAAGGUCAAGUCGGAAUACUCCAUUGCGAGGAGUGCCCAUCAUCCAAAUAUCGUGGAGACAAUCCGUUUGUGUACCCACAAUGGACGAUGGAAUCAUGUAAUGGAGUUCUGCGACCAAGGAGAUCUCUUCAGUCUCGUCAGCCAAAAGUAUCUAUCCAGAAAAGGUCGCCUUACCGACCGACUUUGUCUGUUCAAGCAGCUCAUCCAGGGUCUCAAUUACCUUCACACCCAUGGCAUUGCUCAUCGUGACAUCAAGUUGGAGAACCUGCUCCUCACGAAAGACAGCAAACUUAAGAUUACGGACUUCGGAGUUUCUGAGGUCUUUGCCGGUAUCCAUCCUGGGCUACGAGCUUCGGGUGGGCAAUGCGGGAAGGACAUGGGCGAAAUCAGACUCUGUCCUCCGGGAAUCUGUGGUAGUCCACCAUACGUCGCUCCAGAGGUCAUUGCCAAGACAGGUAAGUAG
This is a messenger RNA of Cadophora gregata, 1680 nucleotides long. RefSeq lists its product as uncharacterized. Gene Ontology annotation, molecular function: protein serine/threonine kinase activity; ATP binding. The transcript has a single exon. The record is from RefSeq and is a predicted model, not a curated record. Gene Ontology annotation, biological process: intracellular signal transduction; intracellular monoatomic cation homeostasis; protein phosphorylation. The coding region runs from base 1 to 1680 and encodes 559 amino acids. NCBI's taxonomy places the organism in Eukaryota, Fungi, Ascomycota, Leotiomycetes, Helotiales, Ploettnerulaceae.